AUGGAAUAUACAAGGGGUCGAAUUUUCAUGGAUCCAGCUCUCCCCGAACUAAAACCGAAUGAACGGAGAGAGAUCUAUAACGAGGCUAUUCGCACACUCGGCAAAAUCCAUACCGUGAACCAUGGUAAAGUUGGUCUGGGUGAUUAUGGUCGAAAAGAGGGCUACAUGCAAAGGAAUCUCGAACGAUGGGCGAAGAAUUACGAGAUGGCAAAGACAGAUGAUAUUCCCGAAAUGCAUCAGCUGCACGAUUUCCUUCGGAAAAACAUUCCUGCCGAUGGCGGCGACGUCACGAUUGUGCACGGCGAUUUUCGUUUGGAUAACCUGGUAUUUCAUCCAACUGAAAAUCGUGUGAUUGCUGUUUUGGACUGGGAAACGUCCACGAUUGGAGACUCUUACGCGGAUCUGGCCACUUUCCUCUUUCCACAUUACAGUACCAUCAAAAAUAAGGUGCUACCUGGAAUGGGUCAUCAUUCUGAAGAAGACCUUCAUCGACUUGGAAUACCAACGAUCUCGGAGGUUCUUGAGCUGUACGCUCAUACCCGACAAGUAGAGCCAAUUGAUCCGAAUAAAUGGGUCUUCUAUAUCGCAUUCGUCGUCUUCCGUUUCGCCAGCAUUAUUCAAGGUGUAUACAAGCGAUCUCUUCAAAAGAACGCUGCGUCUACAGAUGCGCACAGAUUGGCGGUAGUGCCAAGGCUACUGGCGAGUGGAGGUUUGGCGAUUAUAAAAAGGAUGCAGCACGGAGUCAAGGAGACCGGGCUUCUUGCUGUUGUUCCACAGUCGCUGUCUGCGAAGGCACAGAAGUUGUAUGAAAUCGUUAAGAAAAUUGUUCACGAUGAAAUCAUACCGUUGGAGGCCGAAGCAUUACAGUACUAUCAAGGACCAGAACGAUGGACACCGUAUCCGAAACUCGAGAAAAUCAAAGAGAAGGCGAAGUCAAUGGGUGCAUGGAAUCUCUUCAUCUCCGAUCACAUUGAUCCGGACGGAGUCUAUGGAGCUGGCCUGACCAACGUGGAAUACGCUCACAUCUGUGAACUGAUGGGCCGGAGCCCAUAUGCGCCCGAGAUCUUCAAUUGUCAAGCGCCAGAUACUGGAAAUAUGGAAGUGCUCAUCAAAUAUGGUACCGAAGCCCAGAAGAAAAAAUGGCUUGAACCUCUACUGAAGGGUGAAAUCAAAAGCUGUUUUGCUAUGACGGAACCAGACGUAGCAAGUAGUGACGCAACAAACAUACAGGUAGGUUCACGAGGAUUUUUGAAAAGCAGUCAGGAGUGCUUAUUCUACUGCCCUCGUUACCGUCAUCACAUAUUCGAUAAUAAUAAU
Messenger RNA from Ostertagia ostertagi, 1317 nucleotides. The record is from the annotation of a GenBank genome assembly. Lineage: Eukaryota; Metazoa; Nematoda; Chromadorea; Rhabditida; Trichostrongylidae.